UCUUCCAGCGUGUGGAGGCCGCGACGAGAUCAGCUGUUCGAGGAGCCUUGAGCAGCAGCUCAGCUCCGCGGAGGUGGCACCGGGAGCCUGCCCAACCUACCAAGCCCGUCCUUUGGCGGCUCCGACCCCGCAGUCCUCUCUCUUACGCUGGCUCCGCUCGCAGCCUUACUGCAGCCCCUCGGGCACCACGCUGUGGACGGAGCCGGGCGCCGUAGCCAGAAAAGCGACCGGGACCGCAGAGUCAGCCUCGGGCAGGAGAAGCUGGGAGAGGGCGGGAAGAGCCGGGCUGCCCACUCGCCGCCCCUCCUCCUGCCGUUCUCUGUGGGAGAGGUGCGGAAGAGAAUGGAGGUGACCGCCGCGAAGGUGGUGCGCGGCGGGCGUGGCUGCCUUAGCUGCGACGCCGAUGUAGCUCCAGGGCGCUUUAGUUAAACUGACCCCAGGGAGCACUCAAAGCUUGCGUGCUGCCAGCUUUCUGAAAGCUUUGCAUACUUGAUACAGUAUCUACAGCGGCUACGAAGCAGAUUAAAAGCUUCAGAAAUACCUCGUGGAUGUUGCUUCUCAGAGAAAUGCUACUAGUUUGCGCUAGAGAAAGCUCUUAAGCCUUAACGAGUGAAGAUGGAGCUGCUUGGCCUUGCUUUUGCUGUUUGGCUCUCCCUUAGGUUCUGUGCACCUGUGGAUGGCUAUCCAAAUGGAAAAGUAAAACAAGCCUGCGCUAGCAUGAUACCCUGUCAUGGGGCUGCUCCACAACUGUCACCUGAGCACACUAUCACACUGAACGUGACUGAAUUUAAACCAGGGGACAGCAUAGAAGUUAAUCUGUCUGGACCAGAUUAUGAAGGGUUCUUUAUACAAGCCCGGGAUGCAGAACAUCUGGAUGGCCCUGCAGUUGGUUCUUUCACGUUGGCUGACCAGAGGCUUUCUCAGCUUCUGACAUGCAGCCAUACCAAGAAUUCAGCUGUCAGUCACACAAGUAAAACAAAAAAGAAACAAAUGAAAGUGUAUUGGAUUGCUCCUGCAGAUGCACCAAACCGUAUACAGUUCCUAGCUACAGUUGUGAAGAAAUACAAGACUUUCUGGGUGAAGAUUCCUGGUCCCAUUGUUUCUCAGCCUAGUGCACUGUCCCCAGCACCAGAGCCCAUACCAAUAUCACAAACCAUUUCCCACUUAUCAAAGCCAUUUAAUACUUCAGACUGUGGAAGUACGAAGUUCUGCAUUAGGAAUCCUUCAAACUGUGAUGCUGAAAGUGUUUCCUGUUUUUUCCUUUCCUUCCAACGGGAGGGGAGCUCCGUAUUGAUUGAAAUGAGUGGUCCAAGUGAAGGGUAUAUAGCAUUUGCGUUGUCCCAUGACCAGUGGAUGGGUGGUGAUGAUGCAUAUCUGUGUAUCAAUGAGGACCACCACAUUCGAGUCUUCACUGCCUAUCUGAAGGGUCGAAGUCCUCCUGUUCUGGAUUCAGAGAUCGCCCUUGAAGAUGUGUCAUGGAGGCUUGCAGAUGGUAUUCUUCAAUGUUCUUUCAGAAGGAGCAUUCAUCUUCCUGCUUAUAAAGAGAGAUUUAAUCUGCAUGGUAUUUAUUACAUCUUUCUGGCAGAUGGGGAAGCCAGUGGAGAUGGUCUGAUAUACAAACAUCGUCGCCAGCCUCUGGUCACCAAUGGCAUGUACAAUGUCACAGGUCUUCCUCAGGAUAUUGGAGGUUCCCGGUCCCCACUACUCAUCAAGGUUCAUGGAGUGCUAAUGUUUGUUGCUUGGAUUACCACAGUUAGUAUUGGUGUAAUCAUUGCACGAUUCUUCAAACCUGCCUGGUCUCAUUCAUUCCUCUUUGGAAAAGAGAUGUGGUUUCAGGUGCAUCGUGUGCUCAUGUUGACCACAGUCUUGCUUACAAGUGUUUCUUUCGUGUUGCCAUUUAUAUACCGAGGAGGUUGGAACCAGCAAGCAGGUUACCAUCCCUAUCUGGGCUGUACCCUGAUGGCUUUGACAAUCGUUCAGCCACUGACGGCAGGUUUCAGGCCAUCUCCUCAUGCACCAAGGAGGUGGUUGUUUAACUGGUUCCACUGGAGUACUGGUACUACAGCUAGAAUACUAGCUGUGGUGACUGUGUUCUUGGGAAUGGAUCUGCCAGCACUUGACCUACUAGACCCGUGGGACACCUACACAGUGAUUGGGUUUGUAGCUUGGCAUGUUGGCAUUGAUGUUCUUCUGGAAGUACACAGCUACUGUCUCGUACGUAAAGUUGAACUGGUAGAGGAUGACAGAGUACAGAUAUUGCAGUCGCUCACAUCUGCAGAAGCAGAGGGCCGUCUGUUUAAACAACUUGUGUUGACCAUCUAUAUCUGUGGAAAUAUAGGAUUCCUUGCUGCCUUCCUGGCAGCAAUCAACCAAAUAUAAGUUGCUAAGAAUUUUGUGUGAUGCAACAUUUUGCUGUUGAAAAACCUGCAAGGUGCACUUUGUUUCAACUUUUCCCUCCAUGCCUCCCUGAAGAUGGAAGCAGAGAGUAACAGUGCACCUGUCCCACGCAGUGUCAGGGGAAGUGGAAUUCAAAUCCAUAGAAGGAUGGAAGGAUGCUGCAGUCCUGCAAAAGCUAUCUUCCAAUGGGACUCAUAAUGGGAUUCUUUGCCUGAGUAAGGAAUGAAGUCCUUGGGGUUUUAGAAACACAGUAAUGGAGUAGAUUGAAGCUUGUAGGUGACAAAGACCCAAGAAGAUGUGCUGAAAAUGCUGUUUAGAUAGUCAGUUCUCUGAAACUCUUUUGGCUGUGGUUGGGGAAAAAACUGGAAAGAUCCAGAGACCAUCAUAUCUGUUCAUUGUGUUCUAAUGGCAUGUGCUGUGACACGUCACCUGUUUGUGACCGCUUUAUGCACUAAAAAUACCCCAACCAAGCUCAGACUGAUUCAUAAUCCAAUGCUGGUGUUUAUCUUCUCUGUCAAAUGCAAAAAAAUAAUUCUCCCUGCUCUAGGAGCAGUACACUUGCCGGGAUUUGGGAACCUGAGUAAAACCACCACUUGCCUCACUCACUGUUCUGUCCCAUCCCUGUCAGUGCUUCUAAACCAUAAAAUAAAAAACAUGUUUGUGAUGUAAGUGCAUUAAAACCACUUGUACAGAACUCUAACAGGGAAAACCGAUCUGUAAGUAGGCAUUUCUGUGCUUUACUGCCUCUGUUUGCUGGUGGAUUCUGAAUUACCUUGUGCAAAUAAGAUGCCGCUUGCUGCCUGAACUGAAGCGAAAAUACUUGCUCAGCUGUGUUGCAGUUGUAAUUUGCACUAGUGAGAGAUGUAGAUUACAAGUUGGUUUGGUUUCAGGAAGGAGGUUCUGUUAAUGUGAAGUGAGUAUCCCAUGAGUCGAGUUGGCAGACCUAGGGGACAGAACUGUCUUUGGGAGGGCAUAGUUGUUUGUGGUUUUGGGUUUUGUUUGUUUUUCCAGUCAACAAAAGACAUCUCUAAAUACAUUAGCUAGGCACAAGGAAGGGAAAGAGGCCAUUGUUCCAAGGUUUAAGUAUGAAAGGACACCCUGGAAAUGGCAUCUUGGAAACCUUUAAUACACUAUGCAGUACUGUGUUUUGCACUUGUCUUUUGUAGCUUUUAAUGCUUAUUGUUGAGACUGAAAAGUACUGAUUUUUAUUUAUUCAAAAUAUACAUUUAUCUCAGGGCUACUAAGCUAGCUGGAAAUAAAGGUGUUGGCGAGAACAGUAAAUAGUGAAGCCUGGCUUGGUACAGCAACAUCUCUCUCCUACCUCAUGCCCAGCUCUAGGACACUUGGACAUGUGGGUCAGGUAGUGAGUCUCUCUACUUACUAAAGAUGUCUAUUUGUGUUUCUUCCUUCACCUCCCCAGUCCACAAUACAGCCUGUUGCAGAGAUAAGUAAUUUUGAAAGCUACAGACUUGCAGUCUGGUUUUCUGGCUGCUCAAUUUUACCUAUAGUACCGGGUUCAACCCCUUUGUCAGCUGCAUCAGUAAGCUGAACUGUCGCCCUUCCUCCUGUGAACUUGCAGAGGCCUGUGCUGAUUGGGAAGGGGCAGCUAGGGAGAAGAACUAUGGCAAAAUCCAGGCUGAAGGAUAGGAGAGAUACUGCUGAUUGCGUGCACUGGUGGUGUUUGUGGAGAACUGAACUUGGAAACUGGUAAUUGCAGAGGCAAUCACAGGCCCUCCUAGUGCUGAACUUUCGGAAGGACCUUUUGUGUACCAUCAGCUCAUACAAGAAAAUCUAUCAUGCUAGGCAUAGCUGGCUUUUUAAGUCAAGGGAAUAAUGGGUUCUUGCUGUAACACAACAGCUGUACAGUGUGUUGUUCCACUUGAACAUGACGAUGACUACAGAGUUUUUAAAAAGUGAGUGUAAAUAGCUUUAAAAGUUGGUGGUUUUUUUUCUGUUUUAGUAAGGUAAAAACGCUAUCAAAUAGAAAUAAGAAAAUAAUAAUCUUGCCUAGAAGCAAAGUGGGUUGCCUGUUCUCUUUUGUAUAUGCUGUUUCAUAAAUUAAAGCUAUCUCAGUGCUCCCUGGAAAACUGCUAUUGAAAUUGACUAUUAAACUAUUUGCUCUCUGUAA
This is a messenger RNA of Pogoniulus pusillus (Red-fronted tinkerbird), 4525 nucleotides long. RefSeq names its product ferric chelate reductase 1 (gene FRRS1). NCBI's taxonomy places the organism in Eukaryota, Metazoa, Chordata, Aves, Piciformes, Lybiidae. The transcript has 16 exons. Gene Ontology annotation, molecular function: oxidoreductase activity, acting on metal ions. Gene Ontology annotation, biological process: intracellular iron ion homeostasis. Gene Ontology annotation, cellular component: membrane. The record is from RefSeq and is a predicted model, not a curated record. The coding region runs from base 616 to 2379 and encodes 587 amino acids.